Molecule: messenger RNA, 775 nt
Organism: Archocentrus centrarchus (flier cichlid)
Lineage: Eukaryota; Metazoa; Chordata; Actinopteri; Cichliformes; Cichlidae
Gene: mycbp
Product: MYC binding protein
Exons: 5
Coding region: 293-604 (103 amino acids)
Biological process (GO): regulation of DNA-templated transcription
Cellular component (GO): nucleus
Molecular function (GO): transcription coactivator activity
Source: RefSeq, a predicted model, not a curated record
UUCAUCCAGUUUCGGGCUGUGAGGCGUUUCGCAGUUAGCCCGUGAACUGAGUAACUUACAUAAAAAGAUAAAGUGUCUUAUUUUAACAGCUGUUCAGCGUUAUUCCCCUGCUAUUACAAACUGUUUAUUUAUUGGAUGAACUUCAUUUGCGGAAAUUUACGUAUUAAUUGAUGUGUUGUUAUGGCAACAGAGCCAUCUCCUGCGUAGCAUUCAAACAGCUGCAGCUAGUCCCGACUUAUUGGCCUUUUCUCAAGUGUAGACGACCGGGAGCUACACGGCUGUUAUCGAAACCAUGGCUCAUUAUAGAGCCUCAGAGUCGAAGCGAGAACGAUUUCGAAGAUACCUCGAAAAAUCUGGAGUCCUCGACACCUUAACGAGCGUUUUAGUUGCACUUUAUGAGGAGACUGAGAAACCCAACAAUGCACUGGAUUUCAUAAAGCUUCACCUCGGGGCGGCUGGUCCGGAGCCGGCGGACACCGAGGCUCUCCGCACCGAGCUGGCUGAGGUGCAACAGAAAUGCAGCCGGCUCAUGGAGGAGAACAAGGAGCUGAGGAACAGGCUCAUGCAGUACGAACCAUCGCCUGAUGGGGAAGCAGAGGAUUAGAGAGCUUGUGUCUUUGCUUUUUGGGGUAAAAAAAAACCAAAGGUUAAAGCCUCUUUUGUAGGGUAUUUAAAUGUUUAUUUCAUGAUAAUGGAUUUGCAGUGAACACAAAAUCACUGUUAAUUUUUGUUAUAUAACAAGAAUGAAAUAAAUAAAAAUAAAUUUUCAGCAUCA